This is a messenger RNA of Nakaseomyces glabratus, 3342 nucleotides long. RefSeq names its product carbamoyl-phosphate synthase (glutamine-hydrolyzing) CPA2 (gene CPA2). The record is from RefSeq and is a predicted model, not a curated record. Gene Ontology annotation, molecular function: metal ion binding; ATP binding; carbamoyl-phosphate synthase (glutamine-hydrolyzing) activity. Gene Ontology annotation, cellular component: cytoplasm. Lineage: Eukaryota; Fungi; Ascomycota; Saccharomycetes; Saccharomycetales; Saccharomycetaceae.
AUGACUAUAACUGCGCAAGAAAAUAGCAUCUCGGCGUUUACGCUGAAGGACAAGUACAACCCACAACUGGUACAAGGCGUGAAUAAAGUUCUCAUAGUCGGUUCUGGUGGUUUGUCCAUUGGCCAAGCGGGUGAGUUUGACUACAGUGGUUCUCAGGCAAUCAAGGCUCUCAAGGAAUCCAAGAUAGAAACUAUACUGAUAAACCCAAACAUCGCUACAAACCAGACAUCGCACUCUUUGGCUGACAAAAUCUAUUAUUUACCAGUAACACCCGAAUAUAUUACCUAUAUUAUCGAAAAGGAUAGACCAGACGCUAUCCUGCUGACUUUCGGUGGACAAACGGCUCUAAACUGUGGUAUUCAUCUUGAUGAAACUGGUAUUUUGGCCAAGUUUAACGUCAAAGUGCUGGGUACUCCAAUUAAAACAUUAAUCACCUCUGAAGACAGAGACUUAUUUGCAUCAGCUUUGAAAGAAAUUGACAUUCCUAUUGCCGAGUCCAUAGCAUGUGAAAAUAUUGACGAUGUGCUAUCGGCUGCCAGCACAAUCGGCUACCCUGUUAUUAUCAGAUCUGCUUAUGCUCUGGGUGGUUUGGGUUCCGGUUUUGCUAACAACCCAGAGGAGCUUAAGGAACUGGCAUCCCAGUCUCUCUCUCUAGCUCCUCAAGUUCUUGUCGAAAAGUCCUUGAGAGGAUGGAAAGAAGUCGAAUACGAAGUUGUCAGAGAUCGCGAAAAUAACUGUAUCACUGUUUGUAAUAUGGAGAAUUUUGAUCCGUUGGGCGUUCAUACCGGUGAUUCUAUCGUAUUUGCACCAUCGCAGACUCUUUCCGAUGAGGAGUUCCACAUGUUGAGAUCGGCCGCUAUUAAGAUUAUUAGACAUUUGGGCGUUGUAGGUGAAUGUAAUGUGCAAUAUGCACUUUCCCCUAACAGUUUGGAUUACAGAGUAAUUGAAGUGAAUGCUCGUCUAUCUCGUUCAUCAGCAUUGGCAUCCAAGGCUACUGGUUACCCACUAGCCUAUACGGCCGCAAAAAUAGCACUAGGUUACACUUUACCUGAACUACCAAACCCUAUCACAAAGACUACAGUCGCUAAUUUUGAACCAUCUCUUGAUUACAUUGUUGCCAAGAUUCCAAAAUGGGAUCUAAGUAAAUUCCAAUAUGUUAAUAGAUCGAUUGGAUCUGCAAUGAAGUCAGUCGGUGAGGUGAUGGCCAUCGGUAGAAAUUAUGAGGAAGCUUUCCAAAAGGCAUUAAGACAAGUUGACCCAUCUAUAAUAGGAUUCCAAGGCUCUGACGAGUUUGGCGAUCAAUUAGACGACGUUUUGGCCAAUCCAACCGAUAGAAGAAUUUUCGCUGUGGGCCAAGCGUUAAUUUUUGAGAACUACUCGGUGGAUAAAGUUCACGAUCUAUCUAAGAUAGAUAAGUGGUUCUUAUAUAAGUGUAUGAAUAUUGUCAACAUAUACAAAGAGUUGAUGAAGUUAGUUGACAUAAGUCAAUUGUUAGAGAACAGCUUAUUAUUGCGUGCUAAAAAAUUAGGUUUCUCAGACAAGCAAAUUGCUAUUACAUUGACCAAGUAUGCAGGUAUUUCAUCCAAAGAGCUAGAUAUUAGAACUUUGAGAAAGGCUCACAAUAUUACCCCAUAUGUUAAACGUAUCGACACACUAGCCGCUGAAUUCCCAGCUCAGACAAACUACUUAUACACUACUUAUAACGCAACAAAACAUGACAUAACAUUUGAUGACCAUGGUAUGCUUGUUCUCGGCUCUGGGGUUUAUCGUAUCGGUUCUUCAGUCGAGUUUGAUUGGUGUGCGGUGAAUACAGCCAAAGCUCUGAGAGAACAAAAUUACAAAACUAUUAUGAUUAACUACAACCCCGAAACAGUUUCAACAGACUUUGAUGAAGUGGAUAGAUUGUAUUUUGAGGAACUAUCCUACGAAAGAGUAUUGGAUAUUUACGAGUUGGAACAAUCUGAAGGGUGUAUUGUCUCAAUGGGUGGUCAAUUGCCUCAAAAUAUUGCUUUAUCAUUAUAUGAGUAUGGAUGUAAAAUAUUGGGUACAAGUCCCAAAGAUAUUGAUAAUGCUGAAAAUAGACACAAAUUUUCUUCUAUUCUAGACUCUAUCAAUGUCGGACAGCCAGAAUGGAAAGAAUUAACUUCAGUGGAAGAGGCCAAGACAUUUGCCAACAAGGUGAGCUAUCCAGUGUUAAUCAGACCUUCGUACGUGCUAUCUGGUGCUGCUAUGAGUGUUGUCAACAAUGAACAUGAACUAGAAGAUAAACUAACAUUAGCUUCAGAUGUCUCACCCGAUCAUCCAGUCGUGAUGUCCAAAUUUAUUCAGGGUGCUCAAGAAAUUGAUGUAGAUGCUGUUGCAUGUAAUGGUGAACUACUAGUUCACGCUAUUUCUGAACAUGUAGAAGAUGCAGGUGUUCACUCUGGUGACGCCACAUUAAUUCUACCUCCUCAACAUCUUUCUGAGAACGUAAAGAGUCAAUUGAAGACCAUUGCUAAAAAGGUUGCAAAGGCAUGGAACAUCACAGGUCCUUUCAACAUGCAAGUUAUCAAAGCUGGCGAAAAUGAUCUGAAGGUUAUUGAAUGUAACAUUAGGGCAUCAAGAUCUUUCCCAUUUGUAUCUAAGGUUUUGGGCGUUAACUUUAUCGAAGUUGCUGUCAAAUCAUACUUAGGGGGUGAACAUGUUCCUGAGCCUGUAGAUCUGAUGGCAAAGCACUAUGAUUAUGUUGCAACAAAAGCUCCACAGUUUUCUUUUACAAGAUUAGCUGGCGCAGACCCAUAUUUAGGAGUAGAGAUGGCGUCCACUGGUGAAGUUGCCUCCUUCGGAAGAAAUGAGCUUGAAAGUUAUUGGACUGCUAUUCAAAGUACCAUGAAUUUCCAAGUACCACUACCACCAUGUGGUAUUCUUCUUGGUGGUGAUCUAUCAAAUGACAAACUAGGUAAUGUUGCAAAAGUUAUUGCUCCAUUAGGCUAUAAUCUCUACUGCACACACAAAGAGUCACAAAUCUACUUCAAGAAGUUUAAUGUUGACACUGCCAUCAUCGAAUUCCCAAAGAAUGAUAAGAAAAGAUUAGGAGAGUUGUUCCAAAAAUAUAAAAUCAAGACCGUUGUUAAUCUUGCAGCUAAGAGAGCUGACAACACAGACGAUGAGGAUUACAUUAUGAGAAGGAAUGCAAUCGAUUUUGGCAUUCCUCUAUUUAACGAACCAAAUACAUCUGCUUUGUUCGCUAAAGCCUUAUCUGCCAAAUUAUCUGAAAAAAUAACAACUUUAACUUCCAAGGAUAUUGCUAUCCCAACUGAGGUACAAUCCUGGGAUGAAUUUGUUGGAUUCAAAGUCAUGUGA